Portunus trituberculatus (swimming crab) is the source of this 532-nucleotide messenger RNA. RefSeq lists its product as uncharacterized. The record is from RefSeq and is a predicted model, not a curated record. Lineage: Eukaryota; Metazoa; Arthropoda; Malacostraca; Decapoda; Portunidae. The transcript has 2 exons. The coding region runs from base 146 to 475 and encodes 109 amino acids.
UUUUAAAGUGACCCCCUUUUACAUUUCCUCACCAGUUGAACCUGCAGUGUUUUUUUUUAUUGUUAUUGUUCACCGGCUCUCCGAUGCCAAUCUUACCAGUUUAACCGGUGAACGUAACAAUAUAUUCUCUUAAAAAUGUUUUAAAAUGUUUCAUUCAUAUUUCAGAUAUAAGUGCACCCUGUACACUUGUGUUGGGGGAGCACAUAACAUCAGGAGGCACAUGGCUCAGUGCCACAAUUUUUUGAGCAAAAAGGCCCGGAAGCAAGUUUUGGAGGCGGCAGUAAAGCUCGCACCAAGUGACAAAUCUGAGACCAUGAAAUUUGCAGCCCCUCUGCCCAUGACCACCAUCCGAGGGAAGCUUGUCACUUGUGUGUUCUGUGACAAGGAGGUAAAAAGGCUAGACUCUCACCUGAGGUUCAUACACAAGCUUCAGGCGGAGGACGAAGCCUUCCAAGAGGCUGUAAGAGAACUCUGAGACGGAGGAGGAGGAGAAUGAAGCCUGGCCAGAGGAAGUGGAUGAUCCUGCCAGAAU